CACGUUGUGGGGAACGUCACGAGGGCGUGACAUGUGGUCACCCUCGUGACCACCCCCAUGUCACAUGGCUACGCGUCCUUGCACUGGGACACACUUGCUUUCAGACCGCUACUAUGGAACCUUCAUACCGCAUCGUUCCACCUUCACAAAUCAAAACUGCAUCCAUAAAUGAUACUGCAGGCAGCCUAGGCCUCCAUGACACUCUCCAGUAUGGAAUCCGUAGCAUUGCAACUGAGAUAAGAGGGGGCCAGUUCGAGAACCGUAUCGCAAAGUGGGAAGAGACGCAGGACAACGCGAGGCUACACAUGUUAGCCAAUCUCUACGGCCCCAGUGCACCUAUGAGGUUGCUUAUGGAACGCCAGAUUGUAUCCGCCAGCCCUCAUAUGCCCGGCAUGCCACAAUCAAACAUACAUCUCGACAUCCUGAUGGGUCGGGAUGAGACUCUAGACCCGACCGACUUCUUCCUCGGCUUGGAGAGCGGUCCACCGUUGAGCAUUCACAAUGAGAUGGAAAAGAAACUCCGACUGUGAUCUUAAACUGUUGUAAUACCUGCUAUCCCGUAAUGUCACAACUUCAAUAACUUGCAA
Messenger RNA from Suillus discolor, 587 nucleotides. RefSeq names its product proteasome maturation factor UMP1-domain-containing protein. The coding region runs from base 114 to 530 and encodes 138 amino acids. NCBI's taxonomy places the organism in Eukaryota, Fungi, Basidiomycota, Agaricomycetes, Boletales, Suillaceae. Gene Ontology annotation, cellular component: cytoplasm; nucleus. The record is from RefSeq and is a predicted model, not a curated record. Gene Ontology annotation, biological process: proteasome assembly. The transcript has 5 exons.